Rhodotorula graminis WP1 is the source of this 412-nucleotide messenger RNA. RefSeq lists its product as uncharacterized. NCBI's taxonomy places the organism in Eukaryota, Fungi, Basidiomycota, Microbotryomycetes, Sporidiobolales, Sporidiobolaceae. The record is from RefSeq and is a predicted model, not a curated record. The transcript is spliced from 5 exons. The annotation marks the transcript as partial.
AUGGCCUCGCCGAGCACGCAAGAUACUGGAGCCUGCGACGAGGGUGGUGUCCACGACUUUCGCCUGCCGCACAAGAGCUCGUCGGGCCUGUGGAAGUGCCUGUGCUGUCCCUGUUACCUCAUCUGCGGCGUCGCACUCAGUCGAGGCGCCGCACUCGGUCCAGCUCCAGUCGGGUUCAGCGCAGGCGACGACCGACCCAACGAGCUCACCUGCAUCAAGUGCGGCCUCAACCCGUCCGAGGCGUCCGCCCUGGCCCAAGUUCGCGACGCAGAGUCACAAGGCCUCUCAACGUCCAAAGGGCCCGGCUACUUCUCGAACGCGGGCAUGAGCGUCCCCGAGCCUGUCGCGUCGUCGCACAUGCGCUCGUACUCGCACGCCGGCGCGCCGGGCUACCCGCCGGCCCAACCGCCUC